Messenger RNA from Telopea speciosissima, 1214 nucleotides. RefSeq names its product psbP domain-containing protein 4, chloroplastic. The coding region runs from base 113 to 967 and encodes 284 amino acids. Gene Ontology annotation, molecular function: calcium ion binding. Lineage: Eukaryota; Viridiplantae; Streptophyta; Magnoliopsida; Proteales; Proteaceae. The record is from RefSeq and is a predicted model, not a curated record. The transcript has 5 exons. Gene Ontology annotation, cellular component: extrinsic component of membrane; photosystem II; photosystem II oxygen evolving complex. Gene Ontology annotation, biological process: photosynthesis.
AACCUCCCCCAAAACUGAACAAAAAUCAGAUUUCCCAAUCUCUGCCCUGCUCCUGAAUUCACUGUGAACACUACAGGGUCCUGCUUUACUUCUUUCUUGUAUACUAGAAAUAAUGGGCACAAUCUUCUUCACCAGGUGUUGGUUUCCGUUGAGAGAUUACAAGUCUCCUCAGAUUCUACAUUCUGAACAGAUUUUUCGGCUUCUCCACACAGGUGUUCAGUCUUCUCCAGGGAAGAAGAUUUCAAGUCCAAAAGCUACUGGAGAUUCGAAAGGCAAUUGCUUUGUUGAUGAAGAUACAGACGAACUGUCUUCAUUUUUCACUAGACGAUCAGCUAUGGUUUCUGGUGUUUCUUUGGUUUCUGCUGCAGUUUUGAGUUUUCCUGGAGAUGGGUUAGGUGUAGUGAAACAAGGCCUUCUAGCAGGGAGGAUCCCUGGUUUAUCUGAACCAGAUGAUAAAGGUUGGAGGACAUACCGCAGACCAGAUGAGAAGUCUGGAGGGCAUGGUGUUGGAUGGAGUCCAAUUAUCCCAUACACAUUUUCAGUUCCUCAAGAUUGGGAAGAGGUUCCAGUUUCAAUAGCAGAUCUUGGUGGGACAGAAAUUGAUUUGAGAUUUGGAAGCUCCAAGGAAGGGCGUUUGUUUGUCAUCGUUGCUCCUGUUCUCAGAUUCGCGGACGAUCUUGGUGGAGAUGCAACAAUUGAAAAAAUUGGACCACCCGAUAAAGUGAUAAAUGCAUUUGGACCAGAAGUGAUCGGGGAGAAUGUGGAGGGGAAGGUUUUAAACAUGGGAGUAGAACAACACUCUGGGAGGACAUACUACCAAUACGAGUUGGAGCCACCGCACGCUCUGAUCACCGCUACUGCAGCUGGCAAUCGGCUCUACCUGUUCAAUGUAACUGCAAGUGGUCUUCAAUGGAAGAGGCAUUAUCAGGACUUGAAACGGAUUGCGGACUCCUUUCGUGUCGUCUAACACUGCAUAAUUAGACAUUGGACAAUUCCUUUGAAUUGAGAAAGCAUAAACAUACUAGUUUUUUGAACGGUGAAAAAUAGGAAUCAGUGUAUGUAUAGCAAGAAUGCAAGAUUGAUUUCAAUUGCAGAAGAAUACCUUUCUGAUAUUGUAUCCGGAUCAGCCUUUUCAGGAAAAGCUCUCUACAGAGGAAGCAUUUUAUACCCCAUGGAAUAGUUUCAGAACUACAUAUAAAACAGCAAUUAUAGCC